Molecule: messenger RNA, 285 nt
Organism: Knipowitschia caucasica
Lineage: Eukaryota; Metazoa; Chordata; Actinopteri; Gobiiformes; Gobiidae
Source: the annotation of a GenBank genome assembly
AUGCUGCUGGUUGUUAUUGACCUGCACCUGUGGAGACCUGCACCUGUGGAGACCUGCACCUGUGGAGACCUGCACCUGUGGAGACCUGCACCUGUGGAGACCUGCACCUGUGGAGACCUGCACCUGUGGAGACCUGCACCUGUGGAGACCUGCACCUGUGGAGACCUGCACCUGUGGAGAUUCGGGACGUUCCCCAAUUUGUCCUCCUCUAUAAUUCAGCAGCGAAACCCCCCCUGCUGCUGUUUCUCCCCCUCCGCCGCAGACCUAAGUGCAGGCAGUUCAUAA